AUAAUAUAAUAUAAAAUAAUAAAAUAAAAUAUAAGUUAAGAUAAAAUUCGAUAAGAUAAAAUAAAUAACAGAAGAAUAAAAUAAAAUAAAAAGGAACCAUUACAAACAUUGCAAAAACAAAUAAAAUUAUACUAUUAAAAUAACAUGAAUUUAAAAUCAUUAUCAGGAAAGUUUAGCAAUGAAUCAGUCUGUGUUUUACAUUGUAAUGAAGGUUUCAGAUUGCACAGUCUGAUUCAUGUAAGCCAUGCAAUAUGAACACUGAAACCAAUCAAAUAUCUAAUCCAGCCUGCAUGUGACAUAAACACAUACUUCUGCUAAAUUGAUAAUAACAAGUCCACUGAUCUUAUGAACAUUGGUGUGAAUUAUUCUUAUCACGCACUGGCAUGAUUUACGGCCUUGAGGCGCAGUUGAUUGCUCCACAGCUCUCCGUCCAGAGUUUCUAACCUGGAAGAGAAACACGAUCCACCCCAAUCGAACACGCAUAUAUACGCUCAGUGACAUCUGAUGUGUUUAUCAGUCCUUUUGUCCAGAAAAGUUCAAUCGAGGAGGAAUGAAAGUAAAGAGCCAAGUCUUGAGUCGGGUGAUAAAGUGGGAAAGGGACGGCUGCUUGACCCCAGCUCAAGGAGGAGGGCCUCAUGAUCUAUAGGGUCCCACACAUGGUUCUGAACAUCAUUUGUGAGACUAAAAAUAGCCCAACUUGACUACUGGACACAUUUUUUCGACACUAUUCCAAACGUAGACCUAUCUGUUACUGAGCACCGAAUUCCUGUAAAUGGUGAGGCUGAGGGUAUAUAAGCCGGGAGCCGCAGAAGAGACGCUCACACCUCGACUAACUCCUUCGGUUUUUCACUCGCCUUAGACAAGCGCAAGCUUAAUCAGAACCAGAAAAAUGGCCGUUGCUGCUAUACUCGCCGCAGCUGAUGUGGAUGCUGCUAUCGCUGCCUGCCAGGCUGCUGACUCCUUUGACUACAAGUCCUUCUUCGCCAAGGUUGGCCUGUCAGCCAAGUCCUCUGAUGAUGUCAAGAAGGCUUUCGCCAUCAUUGACCAGGACAACAGUGGCUUCAUUGAGGAGGAGGAGCUGAAGCUGUUCCUGCAGAACUUCAAGGCUGGUGCCAGGGCUCUGACCGACAAAGAGACCAAGGCCUUCCUCUCUGCUGGUGACAGUGAUGGUGAUGGCAAGAUUGGAGCUGAAGAGUUUGCUGCUCUUGUAAAGGCUUAAAUUUUCAUCUGACCAAGACCCUUCCAUAUUCAAGGAACCAGAACUCACGACAGCUCACACCUUUCUCAGCUGAACUUUUUUAUAUGAUCUUAUUUAUGACUGACUUUGGACAGUUUACUCAGUUUCGAGUAUGUGUCUGGAUAAGGGUAUGUUUGUGUUAGUUGGAUGUUUUAUUUUAAGCCCAUUGGCUUGUGCAAAUGUACAAUCUUGAAUGCACUUCUGGGGAAGAGUGAAAAACAAGGAAUAAAUAU
Molecule: messenger RNA, 1470 nt
Organism: Ctenopharyngodon idella (grass carp)
Lineage: Eukaryota; Metazoa; Chordata; Actinopteri; Cypriniformes; Xenocyprididae
Gene: pvalb1
Product: parvalbumin 1
Exons: 5
Coding region: 890-1219 (109 amino acids)
Cellular component (GO): nucleus; cytoplasm
Molecular function (GO): calcium ion binding
Source: RefSeq, a predicted model, not a curated record